This is a messenger RNA of Aspergillus wentii DTO 134E9, 1631 nucleotides long. RefSeq lists its product as uncharacterized. Gene Ontology annotation, molecular function: hydrolase activity, acting on carbon-nitrogen (but not peptide) bonds. The transcript has 5 exons. Bases 14 to 1432 code for a protein of 472 amino acids. Lineage: Eukaryota; Fungi; Ascomycota; Eurotiomycetes; Eurotiales; Aspergillaceae. The record is from RefSeq and is a predicted model, not a curated record.
GAAAGAUUGGAAAAUGGCUUCUCGAAUCCUGCUCAGAAACGGAACCAUUCUAGUCCAUGAAGGGGACAAGGUCAAAUGGCUAAAAGAGCAUGAUUUGCUUAUUGAAGGGAAUGCCAUUGGCCAGAUUGGCCAGGCUUUGCCGUCGACUUCCGGUUGUAGGGAAAUCGAUUGCACUUCGAAGAUAAUCUCACCUGGCUUUAUCGAUGCGCAUCAUCAUUUAUGGCAAAGUCAGUUGAAGGGCAGACAUGGUGACCAAGGGUUCAUGGAGUAUAUGGCAGCUGGAAAUUUCCAAUCAUACAACUACCUACCAGAAGAUGUAUUCUGGGGCCAACUGACUGGCUGUCUGGAGAGCAUUGAUAGCGGUGUUACAACUGUCGUAGACCAUGCGCAUAUGACAUACUCUCCAGACCACGCCGAGGAAGGGAUCCGGGCAUCUGUAUCUUCGGGGAUCCGGACAUUCUUCUGCUACAGCCUCAUCCGCCGCAUCAAAGAGUGGUCCUCAACAGUCAAAUAUGAUGAGAACGUCCUCCCUGACUGGUGGUUACCAACCCUGGCAACACUUGUCAAGGCGGCUCCAUUCGGCAACGGGCGUGUCAAUCUUGGCCUUGCGCUUGACUUUAGUAUCCCGCAUGAUAUUGUUGUUGGCUUGUGGAACAAGUCGGCAGAGUUGGGCAUCCAGCUGGUCACCACGCAUUACGCCGCUCAUUUUAUGCCAAACGUCGUUCAAAUCCUCUCCGAAAAUAACCUCCUCGCAUCAAACGUCCUUGUAUCACACGGCAACGGCAUCUCAGAGUGCGACGCCAAAACGAUGACGCAGAAUGACAUGUUCAUCUGUAGCACCCCAGAAACAGAAAUGCAAAUGGGCCUCGGAGACACAGUUGCCUUUCGUCCAGAUGUAAAGUCCCACACCUGUGUUGGAGUAGACUGCCAUUCAAACAACUCUUCCGACAUCCUCACACAAAUGCGCCUUGCCCUUCAACACACUCGCGCCACAGAUAAUGCGAUGGCUCUCCAGAACGGGCAAUAUCCCAGCGUCCAUGUCAAGUUGGAGGAAGCUUUUAAUCUCGGCACGAUACAGGGUGCAAAGGCCAUCAAUAUGGAGAGCCAAAUCGGAAGCCUGGCCGAGGGGAAGAAGGCUGAUAUUGUCAUUUUUGAUGCGUCCAGUCCAUCGCUUCUCUGCGCGGCUCAGGAGAGCCCAUUGGCUGCGAUCCUGCUGCAUGCGAGCGUGCGUGAUAUGCACACUGUCAUUGUGGAUGGUCAGGUAAGGAAGGAAAAUGGUCGCUUGACUCAGGUCGAAGUUUGGAAAGGGCUGGAUGGAGAGGAGCGAAGUUUGCUGGAGUGGAGUGAUGUUGCGCAGCGGGUAUUGGAGAGCCGGGAAAGGAUCCUGGAGAGGACAGUGGGACAGGAUAUCGGGGCUGCCCUACAGGGAUGAGAUGAAUAUUUACUCUGAUGAGUUUAAAGUGAAAUAGUUCUGGGUGGUUAUAAGCGCUGUAACUAGAGCUAUGUAAAUAUAACGCCCAUGGGAAUUCUCGUCAUCUUGUAUGCUUGAUUUAGCAGUACUCGCAAAGUGACCUGUCUUGUCCACGAAAGUAAUCCUCAAUACUCAAUCCAAAUUUCAAUUUCCUCAACAU